CGGCAGUAAUGCCGCUCAAUUUUGCAGUCGCUGCCAGCCUCCUCCUCCUAGGCCUACCCGGCCAUGAAGCCGCCUGCAGCAAGCCAAGCAAUGCCAUUGCCAGAACGAAUAUGACCGGGCACUUGGUGACGUUUGCUGUCUGGUAUCCUGUGCCCAUCCACAUGGGAGCAUGUCAAUGGUCGAAAUAUCCCGACACGUUCAAGCGAAGGUCGAACAAGCACAGGUUUAGGGUAAUUAUUGGCACUGACGACCGGAACUUUGUGGUGGAAUAUAUAUGCCUCGAUAUCGGAAAGCAGCCUAAAAUUGAGACUGUGAUCUACACCAAAAGCGAACGGCCCAGGGCCCUCGUCAUCAAGCAAAUUGUUUCCGUUCACACGAAAGUCGGCUUGGAUGAGUCCAAAAUCUGGUAUUGCAAACCCCAAAGAAAAAAAUAAAAUCACCUUCGCAGAGAACUUUACACAAA
Messenger RNA from Drosophila guanche, 463 nucleotides. RefSeq lists its product as uncharacterized. Lineage: Eukaryota; Metazoa; Arthropoda; Insecta; Diptera; Drosophilidae. The transcript has 4 exons. Bases 9 to 434 code for a protein of 141 amino acids. The record is from RefSeq and is a predicted model, not a curated record.